Bombus pyrosoma is the source of this 2624-nucleotide messenger RNA. RefSeq names its product facilitated trehalose transporter Tret1-like. Gene Ontology annotation, biological process: transmembrane transport. Gene Ontology annotation, cellular component: membrane. NCBI's taxonomy places the organism in Eukaryota, Metazoa, Arthropoda, Insecta, Hymenoptera, Apidae. Bases 99 to 1490 code for a protein of 463 amino acids. The record is from RefSeq and is a predicted model, not a curated record. The transcript is spliced from 3 exons. Gene Ontology annotation, molecular function: transmembrane transporter activity.
UCUGCAUUUAUGUAAUCUGUUUCACUAUUUUCAAAGCUAUAUAAUUUUGAUGUAAGUAAUACAUCUACCAGCUGCUCCUUACCUUCGGAGGACUCAUCAUGACCGAGGCAAGAAGUGAGAAAUUAAAGAAAAAAGUGUUCUGGCCGCAAUGGAUCGCUGGUUGCGGAGUCUGGUUGUUGAUAACGGAACUGGGAUUAGUGGGAGGAUGGUCGUCUCCGUACAUCGACUACUUAACUUCUACAGAAUCUACAUUUCCGGUGACACUAUCGGAAAUAUCGUGGGUGGUGUCGUUAUUCAAUCUGGGAAGAUUUUUCGGUGCUGUUGGAGGCGCUAUAUGCGUCAACUACGUCGGUAGCAAGACAACAAUUACGAUCAGCAUUGUGCCCAUCUCGCUUGGUUGGCUUUUCAUCAUCUUGGCUAACAGCGUGGAGUGGUUAUACGUCUCGAGAUUUUGCAGUGGCAUCAGCCUAGGGAUGACCUACAGCUGCUAUUCUAUAUAUCUAGGGGAAAUAGCGGAUCCUAGCAUCCGAGGAGCAUUAAUGGCACUAGGCACGAGCGGCGUAGCGUCUGGAAACUUUAUAAUGAGUGUUAUGGGAGCGUAUUUGUCGAUGACUGUAUCAGCCACGAUAGCCUUAGUCUUUUGCCUUUUGCUGAUGAUUCUUUUCAUCUGGCUGCCAGAAUCCCCUCAUCAUUUGAUUGAGAAAAGCUUGUACGAGAAAGCAAAGUCAUCGAUUCGAUGGUACCAUAGAGACUAUGACGUAGAAUCGGAAUUCAUGGACUUACGAAAGUUUGUUGAAAAUGUCAGUAAGCAAACGUUAACAGAGUCUCUCAGGGAGUUAAAAAUUCUUCAUUUCCGCAAGUCGAUUAUUAUUGUUGCGAUUCUUACCACGUACGCUCAAUUGAGCGGAAUCAAUAACAUUUCGUUUUACAUGGAGUCGAUCUUCACGUCCGCAAAAGUUAGCGUGUUGGAGCCAGCGCAAGUAGUGAUAAUAGUGAUGGCAUGUGGUAUCAUUGGAUCUUGUUUAUCAAUGCUUUUAAUGGACAGACUUGGGAGGAGAAUUCUUAUGGUCAUAUCGUGCACUGGAAUCGCGUUAUCCUUAAGCCUGUUAACGGUCGAGUUUCAAUUGUUAGAUUUUGGUUUUGAUUCAAAAACAGUAGAAGGACUAGCAAUUACCGGAAUGAUAGCUUUCUACAUAACAGUUUUCUCGGGUGUUACUCUCCUACCACCAACGAUGCUUGGCGAACUCAUUCCUCCUCAUCUAAAGUGCGUCGCGGCAUUUAUUAUCAGCAGCACAGCCGCCGUUAUCUCUUUCAUCUCAACCGUCACUUACAUGCCGCUGCUUAAUUUUCUGAAUGAACGAUAUUUGUUUCUAUUUUAUGGCCUGUUAGAGGCUACGGCUAUACCAUUUACCUUGAUCUGUGUACCUGAGACGAAAGGAAUGUCCCUACAAGAAAUUCAGGAUCAACUGACGGGGAAGAGUAAAGCUUGAAGUAUAUCUAGUGCUAAUAAGGCUAAUCUCUUUCUUCAACAGAUAUUUUGUUGGAACCGAUGAAAGCGCAUCUCAAGGAAUUUUCCAGUGCAUCCAGAAACGACGGACGAACGUUGGAUAAUAGAAGAAAAGGUCGCGAUGCCUGUUGUUCUUUUGCUUGCCAUUCUUCCUUUAACCGAGAAACGAUGUAGCUAUUUCUCUUUGGGGCGGACACACGCCGCCGUAACGUCGACGAUGGAACUCGGCCAGUUUCAUAUUUUACAAGACGAUAUUUCAGCCGUGCUGGCUACGCCAACAAUGUUAAAGGUGACACGGUCCCAUGGUGGCACUGCUGAAAAUUGGACACUGCCUUAUCUCGCCCGGGUCAUUGCACGAUGACUGUUCUUGAUAUCCUUAUAAACAUCAGGGCAUCGAUACGAAUUUACGAUACGACUUUUCUUUACCAUUAAAUGAUACGAGCGUGUAUUACAAAGAAGCUCUGAUAAUAGAUAUUAGCACCAAAAACUGUCACCGAUUUCGCAAACUAUCUCGCUUUUAUAAACAUUGCGAAUAACACGAGAACUAUAUUCCGCAAUAAAAGAAACAUAAGAAGAGACAAUUACAAUAAAAAAAAAUGAUUUAUCAUAGCGUAUUAAUGAUACAAGCUAGAACGUAUAAAAUUACGUUAUGUUACAUUUCCGUGAUGACGAACCGAACAUCAACGCGGCGAAUUAAUUACUUAAACGUAACUGUUAUUUCAUAAUAAAUGUUUCACGUAUCGCGCACACAUCCGCUGUUCCUCCGGGCGUAUGUGACCAGUUAUCAUUUUAAAUUGAUUAUCGUGCAACCCAAUUGCGUUUCGAGAGUUGCGUGAACCAAUAAUUCUUUGAUCCAUCCAGGGUGGAAUAAUGGUCACGGAGCCGACUUUGCCCUCUGACAUGCGCCAACGCUGUUAAGUUAUUGCAUUUAGCCCGAUUCAGAUUUACGAUAAGCCGAUUUCCAGAAGGAAUAUCCUACAGAAUAAAAGAUUAUAGGAAUUAUUGUAAUUAAUAUCGUGUCCAUAUCGAGAAAAUGUAUCAAGCUUUUAACAUCGUCUCUACAGUUAUCUGUCCGCUUCAUGAAAUAUUCAUAAAUAUUCACUUUUUGCUUUCGUUA